Messenger RNA from Oryza brachyantha (malo sina), 2299 nucleotides. RefSeq names its product protein root UVB sensitive 6-like. Bases 175 to 1692 code for a protein of 505 amino acids. The transcript is spliced from 13 exons. The record is from RefSeq and is a predicted model, not a curated record. NCBI's taxonomy places the organism in Eukaryota, Viridiplantae, Streptophyta, Magnoliopsida, Poales, Poaceae.
UUGUUCGCGUUGUCCGCCAUAUACAAUUUUCUCUCUCUCUCUCUUUCUCUCUCUAACCACUGCAUCGGUGUCUCGUCCUCUGCGGCGGCACGCCGGAGAGGGUACCGGCACGCACACCUGACUAAGCCGCGCCCGCGGCGGUCGCCGGCGCCGGCGCGCGCGGCAGCAGCAGCCAUGGCGCCGACGGUGGGGCUGAAGAGGACGGCGGCGGCGACGCAGACCAUCACGCUGCCGCCGCCCGACGCGCGGUUCGCGGUGAGGGAGGCCGUGCGGGCCACCAUCGCGUCGCCGCCCGUCGAGGCGCCGGCGGCCCCCGCGAGGGCCUCGGCUCCGGCGGCCGCGGUGCAGGGGUUCCUGUGCCUGGAGGAGGUGGACGGAAGGCGGUGGAGCUACGUGGUGGAUGGGGGCCAGGGGAAAGGGAGGGGGAGGGGCAGGGGCGGGUCGGCCGCCGUCUCCUUCGGGGCUUCCGUCAGGGCCGUGCCGCUGCAGUCGCCGCUGCCGCCCGCCGAGGAGGUUAUGGCAUUCAUAAGAUCCUAUGUUGUGCCUGAAGGCUUUCCAGACAGUGUUACUCCGUCAUACGUCCCAUACAUGACCUGGAGAGCCCUGAAGCAUUUCUUUGGUGGAGCAAUGGGUGUUUUUACAACAAGAACCUUGCUGAGCUCUGUUGGAGUAUCUCAAAGCAAGGUAACACCAGGAGCCAUUGCUAUCAACUGGAUCCUCAAGGAUGGUGCUGGUCGUGUUGGAAAAAUGCUUUUUGCGCGUCAAGGAAAGAAGUUUGACUAUGACCUAAAGCAGCUCCGCUUUUCUAGUGAUCUAUUGCUGGAGAUUGGAGCUGGAAUUGAGUUGGCAACUGCAGCCUUCCCUCAGUUUUUCUUGCCCAUGGCUUGUGUAGCAAAUGUUGUAAAGAAUGUUGCUGCUGUUACAUCAACAUCAACUCGAACUCCAAUUUAUAAGGCCUAUGCAAGAGGAGAAAACAUUGGAGAUGUCACUGCUAAAGGCGAAUCUGUUGGGAACAUUGCAGAUCUGCUGGGCACUGGCUUGAGCAUCUUUAUCUCAAAACGGAAUCCAUCAUUGGUGACUUCAUUUGCCUUCCUUUCAUGUGGUUAUCUUCUGAGUUCAUAUCAUGAGGUGAGAUCAGUCGUGCUAAACACUUUAAACAGGGCAAGGUUCACUGUUGCAGUGGAUUCCUUCAUUAAGACUGGGCAUAUCCCCUCAUUGAAGGAAGGGAACUCACAGGAGACGAUAUUUAAUCCACCUUGGCGGCAUGAGCCAAUCGCAAUAGGAUCACGAUUUGGUGAAGCCUUUCAAGAACCUGCUUCAUUUGUUGCCAUACGGCCAUUGUUUGAGGAUGAGAGAUACAUGGUAACAUAUAACCCAGCAAAGGAUAAAGUAUAUGCUUUGCUCAAGGACCAAGCAAAGUCAGAUGACAUUAUCAAAGCGGCUUUCCAUGCUCAUGUAUUACUGCAUUUCAUUAAUGCAUCACAUGUGCGGAAGCAGAUGAACUCCAAGCGAUCAGAUCACUAUGGAAACCCAUGUAACAUGGAUUUCAUGGCACACAUAGCAGAAUCCUGCAAAAUUGUUUCUUCCUCUUAUGGAACUUUCAAGAAGAAAGCUAGAGAACAGGGUUGGAUCAUGUCAGAAUCACUGCUUAACCCUGGGAAAGCUCGGUUAUGUGCCACAAGGCCACAGUGAUUUUACUGUUUCUGGGAUGAAAACAUCUUUCAACUAACUAAAACUUCUCAGCUAGACGGGAUGCUCGAUUGUUUGUAGCUGAACUGAUAUACGUUGGGCCCCCCAAGUAUGAAUCAGUCAGUGAUCUUGUCAUGCCAUGCAAAUCCGAUUUGGUGGCACCAAAGCUACCAAAACCAUGAGAACAAGCACCAAGCAAUCUCAUCACCUGAUCGAAUAAACCCCAGAGAGAGAGAGAUAGAGCAUGAUCGCGGAUACCAGGAAUCAGGACAGGAUCCACAUGACGCGGGGAUGGAUUCCAGAGGGAGAAAUUAUAUGUUUGCUGCUGUGUAGGAGCUUGGCUUAGCCGUCCUACUGUAACUGGUUCUAUUUGCUAGGAGGGUGAGAUUUUGUUCAGUCUUGAAGCUGUUUAUUCCUGCGGAUCUGCCGAUCUUUGAGAUGUUUUGUUCCCUUUUCGACCUUUGCUUAGGGCCAAAUGUAGGUUGAGGUUUUCCUUCAUGGUGAGAGAGUUAUGUCCAUAUGGAACGGAGCCCAUCUUGUACAAUGUACAUACGUGGCUGGUAAUAAUUGUAAGUGUUCUUUUCCUCGAUUUAAGAAUGUUCUCGAAGAA